Molecule: messenger RNA, 3080 nt
Organism: Malania oleifera
Lineage: Eukaryota; Viridiplantae; Streptophyta; Magnoliopsida; Santalales; Ximeniaceae
Product: calcium permeable stress-gated cation channel 1-like
Exons: 12
Coding region: 395-2701 (768 amino acids)
Cellular component (GO): plasma membrane
Molecular function (GO): calcium-activated cation channel activity
Source: RefSeq, a predicted model, not a curated record
UUUUAAUCCAAUCUUAUACGACCAUAACCCCCAAAACGUAACACCAAAUCCUUCUUUUCUUUCCUUUUCCUUCCAGCCAAACAAUUCGCGGCUAGUUGUUUUCUCACUGUUUGGUUAUCCGAAGGAUCACACUUCGCCGGAUUCUGGAAAUCUCAGUCGUUUACUAUAUUCUUCUUUUUGUAUCAUGAAAAGGCGCACUUUUACUUGCACUACAGUUUUCCUGGGAAAGUGGUUCGGGAAUGUUCUUGCCUUGGUUUGCCCUUGAAGCAAUCCAAGCACUCUCAGAUCGGCAACGGAGGUCGUUUGUUCAGUUCUUUUAGGGUUUUGGCGCGUCAAUCAGUGAGCAGAGCGUAGAGGAAUAGCGGUGAUACAACUUUUUCUGAAAGGUUAAUAGAUGGCUACGCUUGCAGAUAUAGGGCUUUCUGCUGCUAUCAAUAUCCUCAGUGCUUUUAUAUUCUUGGUGGCAUUUGCUAUUCUUCGGCUUCAGCCUUUCAAUGAUAGGGUUUAUUUUCCGAAAUGGUACAUUAAAGGAUUAAGAAGCAGUCCAACACAAUCGGGAGCAUUUGUACGCUUUGUCAAUUUGGACUUCAGAUCAUAUGUUAGGUUUCUGAAUUGGAUGCCAGAUGCUUUGAAAAUGCCAGAACCUGAACUCAUUGACCAUGCGGGAUUGGAUUCUGCUGUUUACUUGCGGAUAUACUUGAUAGGGCUUAAGAUCUUUGUUCCCAUAACAUUCCUUGCACUUACUAUCCUGGUGCCAGUUAAUUGGACAAAUAGCACUUUGGAGCUAAGCAAAGCAACUUACAGUGACAUCGAUAAGCUUUCUAUUUCAAAUAUUCCGCUUGGAUCCUAUAGAUUUUGGGCUCAUAUUGUGAUGGCCUAUGUGUUCACUUUUUGGACAUGCUAUGUAUUGCAAAAGGAGUAUGAGACAAUUGCGUCAAUGCGAUUGCAGUUUCUUGCAACAGAAAGACGCCGUCCAGAUCAAUUUACAGUCCUUGUUAGGAAUGUGCCCCCAGAUCCGGAUGAAUCUAUUAGUGAGCUUGUGGAACAUUUCUUCCUGGUUAAUCAUCCAGAACACUAUCUCACCAAUCAGGUUGUAUGCAAUGCAAAUAAACUUGCAAAACUGGUCGAGGAGAAGAAAGGCAAGCAUAAUUGGCUUGAUUACUAUGAAAAUAAAUAUUCUCGAAACCAGUCAAAGAGACCUCUUAUCAAGACUGGUUGUCUUGGCCUUUGUGGAGAUCGAGUGGAUGCAAUUGAAUUUCAUGCAUCUGAGAUUGAGAGAUUAUCAAAAGAAAUAGCUGCAGAGAGAAAGAGGGUUGUGAAUGACCCUAAAUCUAUCAUGCCGGCGGCAUUUGUUUCCUUCAAAACUCGGUGGGGUGCAGCUGUUUGUGCACAAACUCAACAAUCCAGAAACCCGACUAUAUGGUUAACUGAGUGGGCACCAGAACCACGUGAUGUAUAUUGGCAAAACCUUGCUAUUCCAUAUGUUUCACUCGCAGUUCGAAGGCUUAUCAUUGCUGUCGCAUUCUUCUUUCUCACCUUCUUCUUCAUGAUUCCCAUUGCCUUUGUACAAUCCCUAGCAAGCAUUGAAGGAAUUGAGAAGGCUGCACCCUUUUUGAAGUUCAUUAUUGAAGUGGGAUUCAUCAAGUCAUUCAUCCAAGGUUUUCUCCCUGGGAUUGCUUUGAAGAUUUUCCUUAUCAUUUUGCCCAUGAUAUUGAUGUUCAUGUCCAAAUUUGAAGGCUUUAUAUCUCUGUCAUCUCUAGAAAGAAGAUCAGCAUCUAGAUAUUAUCUUUUCAAUUUUGUGAACGUAUUUCUUGGGAGCAUAAUCACUGGAACCGCAUUUGAACAGCUAAAUACAUUCAUCAAGCAGUCAGCAAAUGAUAUUCCUAAAACAAUUGGCGUAGCAAUUCCAAUGAAAGCAACUUUUUUCAUAACGUAUAUAAUGGUUGAUGGAUGGGCUGGCAUUGCUGGGGAGAUUUUAAUGUUGAAACCACUGAUCAUAUACCAUUUAAAGAACUUUUUCUUAGUGAAGACUGAGAAGGACAGAGAGGAGGCAAUGGAUGCAGGGAGUCUUGGCUUCAACACUGGCGAACCUCAAAUUCAAUUUUAUUUUUUACUAGGCCUUGUUUAUGCUGUGGUGACACCAGUUCUCCUUCCUUUCAUAUUAGUAUUCUUCUGCCUGGCUUUUGUUGUAUUUCGUCAUCAGAUUAUAAAUGUUUACAACCAAGAGUAUGAGAGUGGUGCAGCAUUCUGGCCUGAUGUCCAUGGACGUAUUAUAACUGCAUUGGUUAUCUCACAGCUGCUACUUAUGGGACUGCUGAGUACAAAACAUGCUGCUCAAUCAACACCAUUUCUUAUUGCACUUCCUGUCUUGACUAUAUGGUUCCAUAGGUUCUGCAAAGGCCGUUAUGAAUCAGCAUUUGUUAGAUAUCCAUUACAGGAAGCAAUGAUGAAAGACACACUGGAACAUGCAAGGGAACCAAACCUGAAUCUGAAAAGCUACCUUCAAAAUUCUUAUCUGCAUCCAGUGUUUAAAGGUGGCAAUGAUGAUGAACAAGAGGAAGUUAACGGAAAGUGGGAGCCGGAGAGUGUGCUAGUUCCAACCAAGCGCCAAUCCCGGAGGAACACCCCAUUGCCUAGCAAGUUCAGUGGUUCAUCCUCUCCGACUCUGCCCGAUACAAUUCAGGAACCACCACAGCCUUAAAUUUUAGCUUUGUUCCUUGAUCUCAUUUUAAAUUAUGAGCCCCUUCAAAAUGGUUGCAGUUGAAGGUGGCAUUGUAUAUUAGACCAGCAUUGAGGAGAAUAGCUAGCAUAAGUUGUUGCAUAUAUAUAUAUAUAUACAGAGAGUGUGUGUGUGGACGCGUGCAGAGUAGGGUAUUCAAACUGCUGCAAGGAAGCAGGAAGGAUUGGAUCUUUGGCGUGUGAAUUCUUAUCAACCAGAAGCAAAGAUUGUGGUAGUUUGUCUCAUUUUUUCCCUCACAACUGUUGUAAAUUGACAAAUAAAUGUAUAAUUUGUAGAAGUUGUUUACGAUGCAUUUUAUAUUCAAUUUUGUAUCUUAAUGCAAUUUUUUCUUUUUAGUGCA